Alexandromys fortis (reed vole) is the source of this 1323-nucleotide messenger RNA. RefSeq names its product glutamine amidotransferase class 1 domain containing 3 (gene Gatd3). The coding region runs from base 69 to 869 and encodes 266 amino acids. The transcript is spliced from 7 exons. The record is from RefSeq and is a predicted model, not a curated record. Lineage: Eukaryota; Metazoa; Chordata; Mammalia; Rodentia; Cricetidae. Gene Ontology annotation, cellular component: mitochondrion.
CUCCUCCCAUUGGCCAGGAGCGACUCCGCCCUACUGCGCUCCAACAACGCUGCUGUGUGUCCUUCGCUAUGGCCGCCGUCAGGGCUCUAGUGGCGCCGAGGCUGGCUUCUGCGCUCGCACCGCUGCCGGGACGCCACCAUGAUCCCUCCCAGCGCGCUGCCCUUCACAGCUCCGCACCGCGGCCCGGGGCCAGGGUGGCGUUGGUGCUGUCGGGCUGCGGUGUCUAUGACGGAACCGAGAUCCACGAGGCCUCUGCGAUCCUGGUCCACCUGAGCCGAGGCGGGGCUGAGGUCCAGAUCUUUGCUCCUGAUGUCCCUCAGAUGCAUGUGAUUGACCACACCAAGGGACAGCCCUCUGAGGGCGAAAGCAGGAAUGUUUUGGCAGAAUCAGCAAGGAUUGCCCGAGGCAAGAUCACCAGCCUGGCCCAGCUCAAAGCUGCCAACCAUGAUGCCGCCAUUUUUCCUGGAGGCUUUGGAGCUGCCAAAAACCUGAGCACGUUCGCCGUGGAUGGGAAGGACUGCACGGUUAACAAGGAAGUAGAGCGCGUCCUAAAGGAGUUCCACGGGGCCCAGAAGCCCAUCGGCUUGUGCUGCAUCGCGCCUGUCCUAGCAGCCAAAGUGAUCAAAGGUGUCGAGGUCACCGUGGGCCACGAGCAAGAGGAAGGUGGCAAGUGGCCUUACGCUGGAACUGCAGAAGCCAUCAAAGCCCUGGGAGCCAAGCACUGUGUGAAGGGCGUGACCGAAGCUCAUGUAGACCAGAAAAACAAGGUGGUCACGACCCCGGCCUUCAUGUGCGAGACAGCACUCCAUCACAUCCACGACGGGAUUGGGGCUAUGGUGAAGAAGGUACUGGAACUCACAGGAAAGUAGCACUGCCUGGGCUCCAUUCAGCAAGGACAAGAGUUGCCUUUUUGUUAGAAGAAUAGUUGCUUUCUGCCUGAAGAAGGAGCUUUGCCUCCAUCCAUGAUGGGCUCGACCCAGCUCCUUCUACCAGCAAGAAGCUCAGAGCUCCUCCAUGGGCUCCAAUAGCAUAGGGAGCAUCAGCAGUGGGGGCCUGCCUCUCUGUGUGUCCCCAUUGGAAGGAUCUCCUUGAAGCACUUACAUUCUACAAUCCUAGGUCAGAUGGACGGGGGACUCAAGUUCUAAAAGAAGAAAACAUUUUAGGUUUUCAUUAUCAGACCACCGUGUGAUAACCAGACAGACCUUGUUUGUGGAUAAAGAAACGUUCUCGCACCCAAAGUAAACACAGGCUAACUAAAGCCAGGGGAAUUCUGUAGCAGGCAGUCCCUGCAGCCACAGAAUAAACUCCUUUCCACACUGGAAA